AUGAAGAAGAAGGGGUUGGCGUCAGGAGGGAUAUCGUUGUCGGCGUGGAAACUACAUGUAAUUCUUGUGUCCCUCACUCUCACCAUUGUUCUGUGCAAUCCCAAAGUUGCUUUUCUCUUUCUAGCUCGUCGUCAUUUGCCUCUCGAUUUUGUUUGGAAAUGUUUCUUCCAGAAUGCUGACACUGCUAAUUAUUCUAUAUAUAUACAUUCAGAGCCUGGUUUUGUGUUUAAUGAGUCUACAACAAGGUCACAUUUCUUUCAUGAUCGUCAAUUGAAAAAUAGCAUCAAGGUAAGUUGGGGUGAAGCAAGUAUGAUUGAAGCAGAGAGAUUGUUACUUGAGGAAGCUCUUAAGGAUUCAGCUAAUAGAAGAUUUGUUCUCUUGUCAGAAAGCUGCAUCCCGUUGUACAACUUUAGCUAUAUAUACACCUAUUUGACGACUUCUCCUAGGAGUUUUGUAGACAGCUUUCUCGAUAAAAAAGAACGGCGUUACAACCCAAACAUGGCACCGUAUAUACCAAUGAGCAAAUGGCGGAAGGGAUCACAGUGGAUCACUUUAAUCAGGAAGCACGCAGAAGUUGUUGCUGCUGAUGAUGUUGUCUUUCCAGUUUUCAAGAUGUUCUGCAAGGUGUGCAUCAUGAUGCUAUUUCCCUUUCUCAAGCAGAAAAGUCACAAUUGCAUUCCAGAUGAACACUACGUGCAAACAUUAUUGACAAUGCAUGAUGGUGAAGGAGAGCUGGAACGUAGAACAAUAACGUAUACAGAGUGGAAACAAUCCGCGUCAAAUAUGGACAAAAGUAGUUGGCAUCCUAUGACAUUUAGCUUUGCAGAUACAGGGCAUGAAAAGAUCAAGAGAAUAAAGGAUAUCGACAACGUUUACUACCACACUGAGUACAGAACAGAGUGGUGUCAUAAUAAUUCUACACUCGUUCCAUGUUUUUUGUUUGCAAGGAAAUUCUCACAAGGAGCUGCAAUGCAUCUACUGAGUGAAGGAGUAAUUUCUCAGUUUGAUGCCUCUGCUUUAAUGGACCCAACAACAUGA
Solanum dulcamara is the source of this 1038-nucleotide messenger RNA. RefSeq names its product glycosyltransferase BC10-like. The transcript has 10 exons. Bases 1 to 1038 code for a protein of 345 amino acids. The record is from RefSeq and is a predicted model, not a curated record. Gene Ontology annotation, cellular component: membrane. Lineage: Eukaryota; Viridiplantae; Streptophyta; Magnoliopsida; Solanales; Solanaceae. Gene Ontology annotation, molecular function: glycosyltransferase activity.